AUGGCUGACAAAUUACACGAAUAUUUCAAGCGUACUUCCUCUGAAUGGUGUCUUUAUACAAUUGCUGGCGGUGUGGAAGACAAGAGGAAGGAAGAGCGGAGACACUUCUUAAGAACUACAAAGAGGCAAGCCACUCGCCGAGCUGGCAUUGGACCCACUAGGGCACAGGAUCCUCAAACAGAUCGAAAAGAAGCGAGAAAAUGGAAUGAAGAGCGUUCUCGCAAGCAGGUUCAUUAUCACCAGCCGAUAAUUACUGACAUCAGUGGAAAUAUGACCGGGAAUAUAGGGACGAUGACUGGUAUAAAAUUACCAGCUUCUAGCAAACGAGGAAAUGAAACAACUGAAAAAGACGUUUCUAAACGUAAAAAGGUUAAAAAGACAAGAAAGAGCGUGAAAAGUGAUCUUCAACCAGGAAACGGAAGAUCUUCCGAGUCUCCUCUCUCUGAUGAGAGUAAUAAAGAACUUGAUGAAGACGAUAUGGAAAUUAAGUUCUAUUUAACAAGUAUUUCAACCGAAUUACAACGUGAACCGAUAGUCAAAUGGAAGGAAGUCACAGAAAGUAAUCCUCGCGCUGUCAAAAAGUCCUUAUUUCCACCGGAAAUUUUGUCAUCUCUCAACGAAGCGUCAUUUAAUCAUUUUCUCAGCAUGGACACAUUCAUGGAAGGUGGAAAGUCGAAACUAGGCAGACUAAUUGCACGAUCGUUCAAUGACUUAUAUGACAGCACUAUGAAGAUUGCUCCGUUAAAGCUGUCCGAAGAAGAGCAUUGUUUACAUUUUGUCUAUCCAAUUGCCCGUCCAUUUUUCGUUGGUGAAAAAGAAUACGAUUUAGUAUUGAACCGUUCUAAUACGGGUUCUAAAAGAAGACCGGACCUUUCAUGUGUUGUAGAUGGUGUACCAAUAUUGAAUUCAGAAUUUAAACCCUUAGGUAAUACACCAUUACAACGAUUAAAGGAUAGAUUAAAGGCACAGCUAAAGGCCCGGAAGUCUAUCAAUCAACAAUUGCAAAGUAAGGGAGGUCCGGGCGAAGCUGUUAUAUUUUUAAACAUGGGCGAUUUGAUGGAAUCUUACUCCAUGGACCUUAAGUACGACGGUUUAUACCGUUCCUGGCCAUUCCUCACUACCAGAUUGGUAGUUGACAAGACAAUGAUUCCGCUUGCGGGAGUCGCGAUUUAUCAUUUGGCAUCUUUAGAGGAGCACGUUGAACGGAUCGCAAAAGAUUUUAAAUAUCGAACAUGUCGUAGUGGAAAUACUACACCAACCGAACAAAUGUCUUUUAUGCGUAACUUUCCGGAUUCACCACAA
This is a messenger RNA of Funneliformis caledonium, 1302 nucleotides long. NCBI's taxonomy places the organism in Eukaryota, Fungi, Glomeromycota, Glomeromycetes, Glomerales, Glomeraceae. The record is from the annotation of a GenBank genome assembly.